CGGAGCUACUGCAAACGAGAGUGCCGAUUCUGGAGGAGGAGGAACUCGGAGGGCAGUUCCAGGCGGCCGGGGAAUAGCGCGACUGGGCUGGAGACGCCUCCGCUGCUCCUCCCGGUCACUCAUCCCGCACAUCCCAGCGCCCAGAGCCCGGAGCCACCCUCAGCCGGGGAUGCGGGAGCCCUCCUGACACCGGCCACUCCACAGAGCCCUUUUUCCUUACGUUGCAGAGGGAUUUGGGGGCGAAGUGUUGAUGACCUAAUUUUCCAGGCAUCUGAAUAUCCUGAGGGGCUCCUGAGAUGUUUAGACAAGCCUUGUUUCCCACUCUCCUUUGUGUGGCUCUAGUUCCUCUCCAUGCCGCUCAGCUUGAUGUGGAUGGUGGAGAUGUCAGUCCUACCUCCUGUGCAGAAAAGAGGAACUGCCCCAUCAAUGUCUACUUCAUCAUUGACACCUCGGAGAGCGUGGCUCUGCAGACUGUGCCCAUCCAGAGCCUCGUGGACCAAAUAAAGCGCUUCAUCCCCAUGUUCAUCGAUAAGCUGGAGAGCGAGCUCUACCAGAAUCAAGUCUACAUCACCUGGCAGUUUGGUGGGCUCCAUUACUCAGACGUGGUAGAAAUUUACAGCCCCUUGACAAGCAGCAAAGACAUUUACCUGCCCAGGCUGUCUGCCAUUAAUUACCUGGGCCGGGGCACCUUCACGGACUGUGCAAUCUCCAACAUGACCCAGCAGAUCCAGACCCAGAUGGCCAACGGCGUGAACUUCGCGGUGGUCAUCACCGAUGGCCAUGUAACGGGCAGCCCCUGUGGGGGGAUGAAGAUGCAGGCUGAGAGGGCACGAGACAUGGGCAUCAAGCUGUUCGCGGUGGCCCCCAGCGAGAAGGUGUACGAGCAGGGUCUGCGGGAGAUCGCCAACCUGCCGCACGAACUGUACCGCAACAACUACGCCAUCACCCAGAGGGACACCCUGGAGAUCGAUGUCAACACCAUCGACAGGAUCAUCCAGGCUAUGAAACACGAAGCCUACGGCGAGUGCUACAAGAUGAGCUGCCUGGAGAUUGCAGGGCCACCUGGUCCCAAGGGAUACAGAGGGCAGAAGGGUGCAAAGGGGAACAUGGGUGAGCCAGGUUCCCCGGGGCUGAAGGGACGACAGGGCGACCCAGGUAUUGAAGGUCCGAUCGGAUACCCCGGUCCCAAGGGUGUCCCAGGGCUGAAAGGAGAGAAGGGAGAAAUUGGAUCUGACGGACGGAGGGGUGCCCCUGGCUUGGCAGGAAGGAAUGGCACAGAUGGACAGAAGGGCAGGCUGGGGAGAAUUGGACCACCAGGAUGCAAGGGUGACCCUGGUGACAAGGGCCCUGAUGGCUACCCAGGAGAUGCAGGAGACCAAGGAGAAAGAGGAGAUGCAGGCAUAAAGGGGGAUCCUGGCCGGCCUGGUCGCAGUGGACCCCUGGGGCCCCCAGGAGAAAAAGGAAGCCCGGGACUUCCAGGCAACCCUGGAGCUCAAGGGCCUGCUGGAACCAAGGGAAGGAAAGGUGAAGUGGGACCUCCUGGACCCAAAGGAGAGGCUGGGCGACGUGGAGAUCCAGGGACGAAAGGCAGCAAAGGCACUCCUGGAGGCAUAGGAGAAAGGGGAGAUCCUGGUCCAGAGGGUAAUCGUGGUCUGCCCGGUGAGGUUGGAAACAAAGGAGCCAGGGGAGAACAAGGACUACCAGGACCUCGAGGCCCUUCAGGUGCUGUGGGAGAGCCAGGCAGGAUAGGAUCACGUGGGGACCCUGGUGACUUGGGCCCAAGAGGUGAUGCUGGACCACCAGGACCAAAGGGUGACAGAGGCAGGCCUGGCUUUAGCUACCCCGGACCCAGAGGACCUCAGGGUGACAAGGGUGAGAAGGGGCAGCCAGGACCCAAGGGAGGACGAGGCGAGCUUGGACCAAAAGGAGUACAAGGGACCAAAGGAGAGAAGGGGGAGCCGGGUGAUCCUGGCCCAGGAGGAGAGCCUGGACAGCGUGGUCCACCUGGUGAAGCAGGCCCUGAGGGGACACCUGGCCCACCAGGAGAUCCUGGUCUGACUGACUGUGAUGUGAUGACCUAUGUGCGAGAGACGUGCGGAUGCUGUGACUGUGAGAAGCGCUGCGGUGCCCUGGACAUCAUGUUCGUUAUAGACAGCUCCGAGAGUAUCGGCUACACCAACUUCACCCUGGAGAAGAAUUUUGUCAUCAACGUGGUCAGCAGGCUGGGCUCUAUUGCCAAGGACCCCAAGUCACAGACAGGUGCCCGUGUUGGGGUGGUGCAGUACAGUCACGAGGGGACUUUUGAAGCCAUCAAGCUUGAUGAUGAACGCAUUGAUUCUCUGUCGAGCUUCAAGGAAGCAGUGAAGCGCCUGGAGUGGAUCGCUGGAGGCACCUGGACACCAUCUGCCCUUCAGUUUGCCUACAACAAGCUCAUCAAGGAAAGCAGGAGAAAGAAAGCCCAAGUGUUCGCUGUGGUGAUCACAGACGGGCGCUACGACCCCCGGGAUGAUGACAAGAACCUCGGGGCUCUUUGUGGCAGAGAUGUGGUGGUCAACACCAUCGGCAUAGGCGACAUGUUCGACCAGCCGGAGCAGAGUGAGACCCUGGUCUCUAUUGCCUGCAACGAACCCCAGCGAGUCCAGAAGAUGAGGCUCUUCUCAGACCUAGUGGCAGAGGAGUUCAUUGACAAGAUGGAGGAUGUGCUCUGCCCAGAUCCACAGGUUGUCUGCCCCGAGCUGCCCUGUCAGACAGAGCUUGCUGUAGCCCAGUGCACCCAGCGCCCUGUUGAUGUCGUCUUCUUGCUGGACGGCUCAGAAAGGAUCGGGGAGCAGAACUUCCAGAGUGCCCACCGCUUCGUGGAGGAUGUGGCCCGGCAGCUGACGCUGGCCCGGAGCAACAGCGACCACAUGAACGCCCGGAUCGCGCUGCUGCAAUACGGCAGUGAGCGGGACCAGAACGUGGUCUUCCCGCUGACCCACAACCUCACCGAGAUCUCCGAUGCGCUGGCACAGAUCAAGUACUUGGACUCGUCCUCCAACAUCGGGUCAGCCAUCAUCCACGCCAUCAACAACAUCGUGCUCAGCCCAGGCAACGGGCAGCGACUUGCCCGGCGCAAUGCCGAGCUCUCCUUCGUCUUCAUCACCGACGGCAUCACGGGAAGCAAGAACCUGGAGGAGGCCAUCAACUCCAUGAAGAAGCAAGAUGUCAUGCCCACGGUGGUGGCUCUGGGGAGUGAUGUGGACAUGGAUGUCCUGCUGAAGCUUGGCCUUGGAGACCGGGCAGCCAUCUUCCGGGAGAAAGACUAUGACAGCCUCUCCCAGCCCAGCUUCUUCGACAGGUUCAUUCGGUGGAUUUGUUAAAAGAAGGGCACAUACACAAUCCUUCUCUCACUGAUAUACACACCCCUGAUAUUACCUGUUGUAUUUUCUUCCCCCUGUAUGGUUGCUAGCCCUGAAGACUUGCCCUCUGGGUCCUCCUUUCUAACCAAAAUCCAGAGCUCUUUAUUGAUUUUCAUGAUUUUCAUGAUGAAGAGUCAUCAUGAUGAAUCUUACAUUUAUGGUGCUAAUUAAAACCCAGAUCAAAGCAGGAUACAGAGCCAUAUGAAGUAUUUCUGUAAAGCUUUGCACACACCAAGCCAUGACUUGUGUAUGUACUGUAAUCCUAGGAGGGCUUAUCAGAGAUGCAAGAAACCUUUCCAGUGUAGCAGGACCAAUGAAUAACUCAAUCUCUCAAUAUCUCUCAGUGCCUCUUGCCCAACCUUUCUGGGAACAGCAGGAUGGUGUGAGAGGUACUGCUGCCUUCCACAGAUGCUUCUUUGGGGGGAUUUAUCUAUGUUAAAUUUCACCAAUCAUCUCUAAGAUCUUUAUUUUCCUGUGGGCCACACCUGCCUUGAUUCCUUCUGUUAUUCUGCCCUUCAUCAGAACCUGCUCAUCUAUUACUGCACUCAGAAUUUCAGCUGAGAGGGGCAGCAUGACUCCCAGCAUCAAAAUACUGGGCAGCCACCAGAGCUGCCUCCCAGUCAUCCCAGUAUGCUCAAAGCAUCCAUGGUACCUUCCUCCCACCAGUAUCUGCUGAGCAAUGCCCAGAUUUGAAUUCAAAUUGUGCUGUCUGCAAAAAUAAACGAACCUUUUCC
Molecule: messenger RNA, 4132 nt
Organism: Camarhynchus parvulus
Lineage: Eukaryota; Metazoa; Chordata; Aves; Passeriformes; Thraupidae
Gene: COL6A2
Product: collagen type VI alpha 2 chain
Exons: 28
Coding region: 297-3359 (1020 amino acids)
Source: RefSeq, a predicted model, not a curated record